Arabidopsis lyrata subsp. lyrata is the source of this 1706-nucleotide messenger RNA. RefSeq names its product axoneme-associated protein mst101(2). Lineage: Eukaryota; Viridiplantae; Streptophyta; Magnoliopsida; Brassicales; Brassicaceae. The coding region runs from base 460 to 1413 and encodes 317 amino acids. The record is from RefSeq and is a predicted model, not a curated record. The transcript has 3 exons.
GGCUUCUCUCCUCGCGUUAUCUCCUUUGUCGAUUUAGCCCUAACCUAUACGGCUGCUACAUCCAGAUUUCCUCAUCCUUAUUAGGGAAGAAGAACCAAAACCCUAAUCCUAUCUUCUUCCUCCUCCUCUUAUAAAUCGCUUCAACAACAGUUUCUUCUCUCUUGUCUCUGAUUUUGAUUCAUGAUUUCUCAUCUCGAACCCUAAUUUAUACAUCCAUCCAUCGGGUGUUACUGUUCUUUAUCUGGGCAUUCAGUGGUUAGUCAAAAGUCUAGGUUUUUCAUAUAAAGUUUUGAUUUUGCGUUGAAAUCGAUCGAAACCCAGAUUUCAUAUUUCCUCUCUGUUUUUGCUUUUAUCUUUUAGGUGUUUUUGUUCCUUUUGUUUAUCUGUCGAGAUUUCUAGGUGAAAUCGAAGCUUGUUUGGUUUAUCUCGAUCUUGGUUUUAGCUGAAUCGUGUGUUAAGAUGGCUGGAGGUGGAAACAGGAGAGAUGAAGGAUCGAUCACGAUCCAGAGUACCAAUUUGUUUGCAGCUUUGGAUACUCGUAAGAAGAAGAAGAAGUCAGGGAAGAGCAAAGGGUCUUCUAAGUCACGAGAGCCAGAGAAGGAGCCUGAGCCUCAGGUCUUUUGGGCACCUACUCCGUUGAAAGUUAAGUCUUGGGCUGAUAUUGAUGAUGAUGAUGAUGAUGAUGACUAUUAUGCAACCACUGCUCCUCCUCAGUCUGGUUGGAGCACUUCUGUGCCUUCCCAUUCGGAUUCGAAAGACGUUCAUGUUGAGGAAAGUGAAAGUGAGGAAGAUAUUCUUGAUGAAGGUGAUGAUGAUGUGGAGGAAGAGCAGGAACAGGAAACAGAGGUACAGGUUCAUCCAGAGCCUGAGCCUGAGGUGAAGAAAGCUCCUGAAGUUCCUGGGCCUCCUAAAGAGGCAGAGAGGCAACUUUCCAAGAAAGAGAGGAAAAAGAAGGAACUUGCUGAGCUUGAGGCUUUGUUGGCUGAUUUUGGUGUUGCCCCCAAGGAGAAUAAUGGCCAAGAUGAAUCUCAAGAGGCUAAACAAGAAAAGAAAGAAGAUGUCAAUGGAGAGGGAGAGAAGAAGGAGAAUGCAGCAGGUGGGGAGUCAAAGGCAUCGAAAAAGAAGAAAAAGAAGGAUAAGCAGAAGGAGGUAAAAGAAUCUCAAGAGCAGCAAGCAAACAACAAUGCCGAUGCUGUAGAUGAAGCUGCUGGGUCUGAACCAACUGAGGAAGAAACUCCAAUUGAUGUCAAAGAAAGGCUGAAAAAGCUUGCAUCCAUGAAGAAGAAGAAGUCAGGCAAAGAGGUGGAUGCUGCAGCUAAAGCUGCUGCGGAGGAAGCAGCUGCAAGACGUAAGAAGCUGGCCGCUGCAAAGAAGAAGGAGAAGAACCACUAUAACCAACAGCCUGUGCGGUAAAUCCUGAACCACCACCAUUUUGAUCUUGAUGGAAAUGCAAAUAUGAACAUGUAUUUCGCCGUAUAUUGUUCAUAUGAGUCUCUGUCCUAAUAAAUCUUUUGAAGGGUCUGGUUCUUAGAGUUAAAGACAUUGAAUCCUUUUUCUAGUCGUAUUACAAUGAACAGGCUAAAGACAAAACUUCUCUCUGGAAAUUUUCUUUUCUUUUUGAACACUUUUGUUUUUUAAUAUCAGACCUUUUUAGGUACAUUAUGUCUUCAAUCAUCUUCUUAUGUAUGGUUUGAUGAUGUUAUGUU